This is a messenger RNA of Symbiodinium pilosum, 2187 nucleotides long. The record is from the annotation of a GenBank genome assembly. Lineage: Eukaryota; Dinophyceae; Suessiales; Symbiodiniaceae.
AUGACAUUUCUCCGAUUUGGCCUUCUCCGCCUGGCCUUGGCAAUAGUCACUUGCCAAAGCCUGCCAUCCCAGGAUGCUGAUGCGGAUGACUUCGCACUGCUAGCUCAACGCGCGCGUCAGGUCAAGAAGAAGGAACAUGUGAAGAUUCCUGCGAUCGUUCACUUCAACUACAAGUUUAACUUAUUCGAUGCCUCUGAGGAACGGCUACAGGCUGAGCCUCUGCUCCGGAUCCUGAAGAGGAACAUCGAGCAUACUGUGGAGUUGUUCGGAACAGAUGUCCCCAAGGUGAACUUCUGGGAUGACAAAAAAUGUAUCAGGGAGCUGAAAAAGCUAAAAAGGUUCAAUGGUCACCAACUUGCCAAGGGCUUUGCGAGCCUGGUGCAUGGCAAAUACAAGUCGGAUCUGUGCCGCCUAGCCCAGCUGUAUAAAUACGGUGGGUAUUAUUUCGACCUGGACAUCCUUCCUGUGAAGUCCAUGCGCAAAUACCUGGAUCCCGACACCACCUUUGCGUCGGUCCGGUCUAUGUGCCACAAGGAGAUCUUCCAGGCCUUCCUGGCCGCAACCCCAAAGAACCCACUGAUCGCUCUGAACUUGAAGACCUUCGGCACGUGGCUUGCAACAAGGAAGAAGGGGCAUGAGCCUGAAAACAUCGGCCCACUCCUCAUGUGGCGCAGCUUCCGGAAGACUGGCGCGAAAUUCAAGAGGGCGCCCCAAUUCUUUGUGGGCGACGAGAAAGUCCAGCUCUUCCAAGAGAACAGGAUCAAAAAGUGGAAGCACGGGAAGGAGACGAUCACAGGCCUGUUGUCCGGACAUUCGAAGUGGGGCGAGUGCAACAUUGCUGUGGUGGAUCAGAACACAGACGAAGUGGUGAUGUACCCACGGGUGAUCUCCGCAAACAACGAUGAUGCCUGCGCAGAGGAAAAGAAGCUGAUCAUCCAGCACUUCCUCGAGAAAUCCCACAGCGUGCUGGUCAUGCUGUUGGCGACUUUGAUCCCAGGGCCUCCAGGAAGCCAUGCGCAGGGAGGUGUAGACAAGAUGGAUAGCAUCCAUGAGAAUAGACUCCACGACCUGCUCGUCUCAAAGCUGGUGGACCACUCUGUGCCACAGGCUCGACGUGGCCUCGCUGCACGGUGUCUCCUGGAUGCUUAUAGAGGAGGCUUUGCGCCGGCCAUGGGUCGAGCUGACCCGGCGCUCCUAGGCAGGGCCUUGGCAUCCUCAGCUGCGGAGGCGCAGGCUCAGCAAGAGGCUACUCUGCAGAGCGUGGCAGCAGGUGCGGAAGAAGCACUCCGCCGACAUGAAAUUGUUUCAACGCUUGAGGAGUUCCUCAGCCAAGCACACGACAGCGCGUCGAGGCUUGGAGUGGAGGCGGACGCUUGGCGUGGCUGUUUGCAUCACGCCUGGGAGGCCGCCACAAGUGCGGAGACAGGACGGCAAAGCGCCAGCGAGGCGCUGUCUGUCUUCUGCUCUGAACUGGAGGGAGCCUGUGCCCAGCUUCCUGCUGACCAUUUAGCUGGCGAUGGUGGCACAGGAGGACCCGAGGCUUUGCGUUGGGAGCUGCAGCAUCGCGAGGCGGAGCUCAUUGCUGAGCCACUUCUUGGUGAAGGCGACCUUGCGCAGGCACAAGCAGAUCUCGAUGCCCUCGGAGAGGAGCGCAUGUCCCUGGCCCGUCGACUUGCCGAGCAGAGUGAGGCAUUGCAGCAUUGGACGUCCGAACUGGAGGCUUCCAAAUCUGCUUUGGCACGGGACGCCUCUGCAGCAAUGCGCGUUGCUGAGAGCCAGCGUCAGCGUGAGGCACUUCGGCAAGAGAUCCGCGAGGGGCAGGAACAGGCCCAGAUGUUGGACGAGCGGCUAAGGUACGCGACGGAGGCGCUCUCUGCCAGCGCGGCAGCAGCUGAAAAUGCACAAAAGAGGCCCGCUCAGCCUCUGCCGCAGCUGUCCGAAGGGCUUCAGACCUGGCUCACUGUCAGCAAAGCCCAGAGAGACUGCGAGGAGCGGCUCCUUGAGGCCUCGAAGAUGCUGCGUUCCGCAGCCUCCGGGCUGAAGCAGGAGCGCCGCUGCCGGCAGCAGCUGCAAGGCGUGAUCCGGGACUUGGCUGUGCGCCUGGAGGCCCUGGAUGGUCAGCUCGAGCAGCUUUCGCAGCACGAUGUUGGCAUUGAGGAGGACGAAGACACAGCACAAGGCUGCUGA